Molecule: messenger RNA, 1096 nt
Organism: Tribolium castaneum (red flour beetle)
Lineage: Eukaryota; Metazoa; Arthropoda; Insecta; Coleoptera; Tenebrionidae
Gene: Rab21
Product: ras-related protein Rab-21
Exons: 3
Coding region: 319-969 (216 amino acids)
Biological process (GO): Rab protein signal transduction
Cellular component (GO): endosome; Golgi apparatus
Molecular function (GO): GTP binding; GTPase activity
Source: RefSeq, a predicted model, not a curated record
CCGACUUGUUUACACGUCUUAAAUCGAUUUGAUUCUUCGCGGUGUUAUUGUGGACCGAAAAUUUUGUCAAAAAAUAACCAUUUGCAAUUAACCAAGUCCUGAAAAAAUGUGGUUUUGGCCGAAAAUUGAAAAAAUUUUGAAACCCCCCUAGCGGCGUUUUCCUAAACUAAUUGCGACAGGUACGCAAAGUCACGCCUACAUAAAGAACAAUCAGCUGAUUGUGAAAAUGUAAUCGAAAAUAAUUGUUGAUUGUGGGGAAAAGUCUAAUAAAUCAUUUGUGCGUAAUUGUAUUUAAUGAGUCAGUGAAAUUCGUUGACUAUGGCCAACAACACCAGCGGGGCUUCCCACAACUUUAAGGUUGUCUUGUUGGGGGAGGGUUGUGUGGGGAAAACCAGCUUGGUACUUAGGUAUGUGGAGGAUAAAUUCAACACGAAUCAUGUAACAACGGUCCAGGCUUCGUUUCUCAACAAAAAACUAAAUAUUGACGGCAAACGCAUAAAUUUGGCGAUUUGGGACACUGCAGGUCAGGAGAAGUUCCACGCCUUAGGCCCUAUUUAUUACAGAUCGUCAAACGGUGCAGUGUUGGUGUACGAUAUCACUGAUGAAGAUUCGUUUCAGAAAGUCAAAAGUUGGGUGAAGGAAUUGCGGAAGAUGUUGGGGGCUGAUAUAUGUCUAGUGAUUGCUGGAAAUAAGACUGAUCUUGAGAAGAACCGAAACGUUAGCUUGGAAGAAGCCGAAGCCUAUGCGAUUAAAGUGGGAGCGAUACAUUUUCAAACGUCGGCAAAAUUGAAUAAAGGCGUUGAGGAGAUGUUUCUCGUUCUGACGCAGAAAAUGUUAGAGACUGUUGAAGAGAAAGAAGCGCAAAAUGCGCCCUUGUCUAGACAGAAUUCGCAACGUCGCAAUGUUGUUGUUGUUGACGAUGAUCAAGUUCCUCCACCACCCACAAGACAAUGUUGUAGCAAUUCGUAAAUUUGUGUUGUUAUUUUUUGUAUAUAAUUUCGUUUUAAGUCAAAAAAUGUAACGAGAGAGUCAAGGUUGUAAUUUGGAGCUUCCUCCAAAUAAUGCUUUAUAAGAAUAAACCCAAAUAUGUACAGAA